UCUAACCGCUAACAUACGCACUUCUCUAGCUCAUUCAUCAUCUCUCUGUGUAUAUAAAUUUACAUUUGUCGCGAAGCUCUCAUUGAAUGUCGGUUCCGCAGAGGAUUAUCUGCGUUUUUGCAUUCAAAAUUUCCACGGCUUCUACCAAUCUCAGGAGUUUCAUUCUAUUCAACAACCGCUCUUCUUUGUCCGCUUUUCUUCCGGUAACACAGGCUCUGAGAUUAAGCAGCUCCGUCUCUAAUUCGCCGAUGCCGAACUACAAGAAAAAGGCUGGCAAAAGAGAAGGAGUAUGGAAAGAGAUGCAAAGUGGAGGGCUUAGUUCAUCCAUGGAGGCUACGCCAGCACCUGCCGAAGCUAUUGCAGAUAGGCUUAGUGGGUUGAGUAUGGUUGAAAAUGCUGGGCAGACAUCUGUUCCAGUUUCAUCCAUACGAUUUGGCAGUGUUCCACUGGCAAACCAGACCCCGGUGAAAAGUCAAAAAACCAUUUGGAAGCCCAAGAACUAUGGAACAGUUAGUGGAGCUCCAGCAGUGGAAGUUGAGACUCCAGUUCCUCAUCAAAGUUCGACAGCCCCCGAAAUUCAGAUGCAGGGUGCUGAAACUGCACCAACUAAAAAUAGCAGUGUUGGUUUGAGUAAGAUACUUAAAGGUCCGCUGGGAGCAGAUUUCAAUGUGGAUAACUUUACGUAUUCUCUUGCGCAAAUUAGAGCCACCUUCUAUCCCAAAUUUGAAAAUGAGAAGUCAGACCAAGAGGUUCGGACGAGAAUGAUAGAGACGGUCUCUCAUGGCCUGGCCACAGUGGAGGUCUCACUUAAGCAUUCAGGGUCUCUUUUUAUGUAUGCGGGGCAUGAGGGUGGAGCAUAUGCAAAGAACAGCUUUGGAAAUGUAUACACUGCUGUUGGGGUUUUUGUUCUUGGACGGAUGUUCUGCGAGGCAUGGGGCACUGAAGCAACAAAAAAGCAAUCAGAAUUCAAUGAUUUUCUUGAGAGGAACCAUAUGUGCAUAUCGAUGGAACUUGUAACUGCUGUUCUAGGAGAUCAUGGUCAGCGGCCCCGGGAAGAUUAUGUUGUGGUGACUGCAGUCACAGAACUGGGCGAUGGAAAACCAAAGUUCUACUCUACUCCUGAUAUAAUUGCUUUCUGUAGGAAAUGGCGCUUACCAACCAAUCAUGUUUGGUUGUUCUCAACAAGGAAAUCUGUGACAUCCUUUUUUGCAGCCUAUGAUGCAUUAUGCGAAGAAGGAACUGCAACAACUGUAUGUAAGGCUCUUGAUGAAGUUGCUGAUAUCUCUGUACCAGGAUCAAAAGACCACAUACAGGUACAAGGUGAAAUCUUGGAGGGCCUUGUGGCUCGUAUAGUUAGUCCUGACAGCUUGAAACAUAUGGAGAAAGCUUUGGCAGACUUUCGUACUCCACCAUUAGAUGGAGAUGGUCUAAAUUUUGGGGCAAGUCUUCGUGAAAUAUGUGCUGCCAAUAGGUCAGAUGAGAAGCAGCAAAUAAAAGCACUCCUUCAGAGUGUUGGACCUUCUUUUUGCCCCAACGGUUGUGAUUGGUUUGGAAAUGGAGAUGGUGAUGCUCAUUCAAGAAAUGCUGAUCGAUCGGUUCUUUCAAAAUUUUUACAAGCUCAUCCUGCUGAUUUUUCCACCACCAAAUUGCAGGAGAUGAUUCGUUUAAUGAGAGAAAAGCGUUUUCCGGCUGCUUUUAAAUGUUAUUAUAAUUUCCACAAGUUAGAUUCCUUGGCUAGUGAUAACCUGCAUUUUAAGAUGGUUAUUCAUGUACACAGUGAUUCAGCUUUUCGACGAUAUCAGAAGGAGAUGAGGAACAAGCCUGGACUGUGGCCAUUGUAUAGAGGCUUUUUUGUUGACAUAAACUUAUACAAAGUGAACAAAGAUAAAGCAAGUGAAAUUUCCAAAGGCAGCAAUGUACAAGAAAAAAGUGUCAAUGGUACUAGCUGUGGCAAAACUACAUCAGGAGCAGAUGGUUUGGCAGAUGAAGAUGCAAACUUAAUGAUCAAGCUGAAAUUUCUCACGUACAAGUUACGAACUUUUUUGAUUCGCAAUGGCUUGUCAAUUCUUUUUAAAGAAGGUCCCGCAGCUUACAAAGCGUAUUAUUUAAGGCAAAUGAAAAUAUGGGGCACUUCAGCUGGGAAGCAGAGGGAACUCAGCAAGAUGCUUGAUGAAUGGGCUGUGUAUAUACGGAGGAAGUAUGGAAACAAUCAAUUGUCAUCAUCCAUAUACCUCAGUGAAGCUGAGCCAUUUCUCGAGCAAUUUGCAAAGCGCAGUCCAGAGAAUCAGGCUUUGAUAGGAGCAGCCGGAAAUCUUGUCAGGGCUGAAGAUUUCUUGGCUAUUGUCGAAGGAGACAGGGAUGAAGAGGGUGAUCUUGAGGUGGAGCGGGACAUUGCACCUUCAAGCCCUAGUCCAACUGUUAAGGACACUGUUCCAAAAGCUGAGGGUUUGAUUGUGUUCUUUCCAGGAAUACCUGGUUGUGCUAAGUCCGCACUUUGCAAGGAAAUACUAAGUGCUACUGACGGACUUGGAGAUGACCGGCCUGUGAAUAGUCUUAUGGGUGAUCUUAUCAAAGGAAGAUAUUGGCCAAAGGUUGCUGAAGAACGUAGGAAAAAACCAUAUGCUAUAACCCUUGCUGACAAAAAUGCUCCAAAUGAAGAAGUCUGGAGGCAGAUUGAGGACAUGUGCCGCAGCACAAGGGCCUCUGCUGUUCCGGUUGUUCCUGAUUCUGAAGGCACUCAUUCAAAUCCAUUUUCUCUUGAUGCAUUAGCAGUUUUUAUGUUCCGUGUACUGCAGAGAGUCAAUCACCCGGGAAACCUGGACAAAGCAUCUCCAAAUGCUGGCUAUGUCCUGUUAAUGUUCUACAACCUUUACGAGGGCAAGGAUCGUCGAGAAUUUGAGAGUGAAUUGAAUGAACGUUUUGGCGCACUUGUCAAGAUGCCAUUGCUCAAGACUGAUAGCAGGAGUCCUUUACCUGAUCCUGUGAAAUCUAUACUGGAGGAAGGAUUAAGUCUAUAUAGGCUUCAUACCAAAAGGCACGGAAGAUUGGAAUCCUCCAAAGGAUCAUAUGCAAAGGAGUGGGCUAUAUGGGAAAAGAAAUUACGGGAAAUUUUAUUUGGGAAUGCUGAGUAUCUCAAUUCUAUUCAGGUCCCUUUUGAUUAUGCAGUCAAACAAGUGUUGGAGCAACUAAAAACCGUUGCAAAGGGUGAUUUUUCAGUGCCCAAUACUGAGAAGAGGAAGUUUGGAACCAUAGCUUUUGCGGCUGUCACCUUACCUGUUACAGAAAUCAGGAACCUCCUCAACAAUUUAGCUGUGAAGAAUCCGAAGGUUGAAGCUUUCCUCAAGGGUAAGGAUAUGGAGAACAGCCUAAAGAAGGCUCAUGUAACUCUUGCUCACAAGAGGAGCCAUGGUGUCACUGCUGUCGCUAGUUAUGGUAUGUACCUCCAUCGAGAGGUACCUGUUGAUUUUACUGCAUUGUUGUUCUCUGAUAACUUGGCUGCCCUAGAAGCCCACCCUGGCUCUGUUGAUGGUGAGAAGAUAACUUCAAAAAACCAGUGGCCCCAUGUGACCAUAUGGACUGGAGGACUUGCAGCCAAGGAAGCCAACACACUACCACAGCUGCUUUCAGAGGGGAAAGCAACUCGCAUAGAGAUCAACCCACCUGUCACCAUCCCAGGGUCUUUGGAUUUUUAUUAAGCUUCUUCAAAGUUUUAUUACUAUAUAAUCUGGAUGGUUCUUGUGGUGGCCUCCAAGAUCAGUAUCAUCGUAUGGCAUUGUUACUCUCUCCUUGGGUUUUGAGGACAUGAGAUAAGGGAAUAGGUAUGGCCUGCCAUGGAGAAGAGAAAAUCUUCUGUUGGAAAUUAAGCAGUUUUGCUCCGAGUUUAUGUA
Molecule: messenger RNA, 3887 nt
Organism: Telopea speciosissima
Lineage: Eukaryota; Viridiplantae; Streptophyta; Magnoliopsida; Proteales; Proteaceae
Product: tRNA ligase 1
Exons: 27
Coding region: 87-3695 (1202 amino acids)
Biological process (GO): tRNA splicing, via endonucleolytic cleavage and ligation
Molecular function (GO): RNA ligase (ATP) activity
Source: RefSeq, a predicted model, not a curated record